AUGUCACUAGCUAAUUCUCUUCAAAAACGCCGGCUUAGGCUCAUUUGCAUUUUAUCUAGUUUGAGCGGACCCUUAUACAGUUUUUUUUUCUUUUCUAAAUGCGGUCGUUUUCUUUCUUUGUUACUCCUUCUUACAUUAUUUCUUUCUUUUGCAUGGAGCAGUUUUUUUUUUUCAGAGUUUUCCCUCGUUCUCUUUCUUUGUCACUACUUCUUAUAUCUAUUUAUUUCUUUCCUUCAUGAGUUUUUUCUUUUCUUUUCUAAAAGCAUUUUAGUCUUUUUUCUUGGCUUCCCUCGACAUUUUGAUUUUUUUCGAAAAGCGGUCAAUCUCUUUCUUUGUCACUCCUUCUUACAUUUUUUCUCCUUGCAUUCAAUUUACUUAGUUAUCUUUGCUUACUUGUUUCUUUUUCAAAACUUUCUUCCAAUUUUUCCUUAUUUCUCUACUCUCGAUAUCUUCUUUCCUUUUUAUCCUCCGCUAUUUUCUUUUUCUUUCGUAAUCUUUGUUUUCUUCUUCUUCUUCUUCUUCUUCUUCUUCUUCUUCUUCCUCUUCUUCUUCUUCUUACUUUCUUUCUUCUUCUUACUUUCUUUCUUUCGGCAAUUACAUUGCCAUGUUUCGAAACAUUCAUAUUUUCAAUCUUUUUUCUUCCUCGUUUCUACUUUAUGCCUCACUCUCUUCUUCGUCUCUCGAAAGGAUUGUAUUUUUUUCUCCUUUUUCUCUCUACUUCAUAUUUUCUGCUUUUCAUUCUUUUUUCUGCAAAAAAUUUUCUCCUUUCCGAAACAUUGUCUUCUUUUCUUCUCUUUUCUCCUUUUACUCUUUCCCGCUUCUUUUUUCUUCCAUUUUCUUCUAUUUUUUUUUUCACUUUACGUCUUUUUUCUCUUUUCUUCUUUUCUUUUCUUUUUCUCUUUUAAUCUUUUCUUCUCUUUUCUCUUUUCUUCUUUUUUCUCUUUCUUUCUCUUUUUUAUUUUUUCUACUUUUCUUCUCUUUCCUUCUUUUCUUAUUUUUCUACUUCUUUUCUUUUUCUUUUUUCUCUUUUCUUCUCUUUUUCUCUUUUCUUCUUUUCUCCACUUUUCUCUUUUCUUCUUUCUUUUCUUCUUUCUCUUUUUCUUUUUUUUUCUUUUUUCUCUUUUCUUCUCUUUCUUUCUUUUCUUUUUCUCUUUUCUCCUCUUUUUCUCUUUUCUUCUUUUCUUUUCUUUCUUUCUUUUCUAA
Acanthosepion pharaonis is the source of this 1203-nucleotide messenger RNA. The record is from the annotation of a GenBank genome assembly. NCBI's taxonomy places the organism in Eukaryota, Metazoa, Mollusca, Cephalopoda, Sepiida, Sepiidae.